Colletes gigas is the source of this 1382-nucleotide messenger RNA. RefSeq lists its product as uncharacterized. Lineage: Eukaryota; Metazoa; Arthropoda; Insecta; Hymenoptera; Colletidae. The record is from RefSeq and is a predicted model, not a curated record. Bases 126 to 1211 code for a protein of 361 amino acids. The transcript is spliced from 2 exons.
CAUCUUUCCCGCGCGAGUGGUUCGCAGUCGUUCGUGUUCGAACGCACAACGCGCGCCUGUUGAUCGCCGGCUCCACGUCGCGAGCGUUAUUUCUUCCAGUAAAUCGCCCCGAGACGUACGCCGGAAUGGAGUACCAGGAGCCACGCGAACAUAGCAUCGAUUUCAUCGAGGCUGAACUGGUCCCGGAGAUGGUGCACGCUCGUUGCUUCUGCGACAAGGAUUCGCGGGAGUUCGUCGAGUUCGAGUCGGCCACCGUUCGUCUGGUCGAGUUGAGUCGCACCAGCGAGAUUUAUCGCGUGGAAGCGAUCGUCAGGUUCUCCGGUGAAUCCCGUGGCUUCCCGCUGCUGGUGAAAAUGCUACCAGAGGACACGGACCGGUCGGGGACCGCGUUCGACGCUUACCAAAACGAGGAGAUGUUCUACUCGAAGAUGACCGCCAAGUACGGAACCGAUCUCUCCCCGAAGUGUUACUUGGCCGAUCUGGGCCGAUACGGGCGACCCGUUAUUGUCCUGGACGACCUGGAGGCGGUCGAUUACGCGCCCGCGGACGGGGAAUUGGACGAGGACCGUUUGAGAUUGUGCGUGAAAGUUUUGGGAAAGUUUCACGGCCGGGGGCUGAGACUGAAGGCAACGGAACCUGACGUCUUCAGAGAAUACGAGUCAAAACUGCUCGAGAUCGCUCUCACCGAUGAAUCGAUGGCGCAAUACGAAAAGAGAUCGAACAGGUUGAUGGACACGCUCGAAUCGUUGCCGGAUUCAAGGUUGGCCGAAAACGUCAGAAAGAAGCUGAACAAAAGCCCGCUAGAGACUCUGAAGAGCAUCGUGUCAGAGGUGAACGAGAUCUCGACGAUCUGCCACGGUCAUUUUUCACACGAUAAUCUGCUGUUCAAAUACCAGAACGGGAAACCUAUUGACGUGAAGGUGAUCGACUGGCAAACAAUGAGGUACUGCUCGCCGGCUGUCGAUCUGGGACCCAUUCUACUGUAUAACAUGAAGCGUGAAAAUGGACCGACGGAGCUGCAGGAGAUCCUUGCGUUGUACGCGGAGAGCGUGAAAUCUGAAUAUCCAGAGAUAUCCAUCGAAAGAUUAACGGAAAAUAUCGUCGACAAGUUUCUCUUCGCGUGCCUUAUCUUGUCCUUCCAAGAGCACAUCAGCGACGAAGAGUUCACACAGAUUAUAUUGCACUUGGAACGAUUGAACGUCUUUGAUUGAACGAGAUAUCCCCCGUUUGGCUUCGUUCGAUGAAUGUCAUCGUUUUUAACUUUACGACACCGAGACUGUCUGUUUUUAUACAAGUAUCUUUAGGUGUCCUUACAGACUUUUUAUAUUUUGCGCUGCUAUUCGUAAUGUACAUCAACGAAGCAGAUUUAAUAAAAUAAUCGU